Molecule: messenger RNA, 2544 nt
Organism: Mycosarcoma maydis (corn smut)
Lineage: Eukaryota; Fungi; Basidiomycota; Ustilaginomycetes; Ustilaginales
Exons: 1
Coding region: 1-2544 (847 amino acids)
Biological process (GO): post-transcriptional gene silencing
Cellular component (GO): peroxisome; cytoplasm
Molecular function (GO): mRNA base-pairing post-transcriptional repressor activity; CCR4-NOT complex binding; RNA nuclease activity
Source: RefSeq, a predicted model, not a curated record
AUGGCCUCCACUCCUCAGAAUGCGGCCGGUUCAGCCUCAAUAAGCACCAUGGCUCACUAUCUUCAACAACCGACUCUACGUUGGGUGAUGCUUGCAGGUCUAGGAGCGGGCUCACUCCUCGUCGCAACACGGUUCUUCCCAAGCCUCUCUGCCAUGGGCAAGGAUGAAAUCACCUCAGAUCGCGAGGAUCGUCAACGAGAGUUGUCACCGCCCUCCACUGCUGGUAACAAGGCGAAGCGCGAUCGAUUCAAAGAUGACGCCGAGCCGAUUGCCAUUUUUUGGGAUGUAGACAACUGCGCUCCACCCACAGGCUCCUCUGGACGUUCCGUUGCUCUUGCCGUCCGCACAGCUAUCCAAAAUUUCGAAAUUGGCCCAAUCGUCAGCUUCAAGGCCUAUCUGGAACUUUCUUCCGAGACACAGGCACCCAAUGCGGCACAAGUGCAACUUAGAAGCGAGCUGCAAGGAUGCGGUGUCAGCCUGAUCGACACUCCAAAGAGCGGCAGAAAGGAUGUCGCAGACAAGAUGAUGAUCACUGACCUCCUCGCGUAUGCCAUCGACCAACCUGCUCCCGCUACGGUUGUUCUCAUCUCUGGCGAUCGUGACUUUGCUUAUCCACUCGGCAUUCUUCGGAAUCGAGGAUACAAUGUCGUUCUUGUGACGCCGCCCAUCGGUGCUGUCCCCAUUCUCGAGGCCUCGGCUAACGCAGUUUUGUCAUGGCGUCAGGAUGUGCUUGGUAUUCAGACCAACAAAGAUGGAAAGCAGCACAGUAGCUACACCAACAACGCCUCGGGCCUACCUCCGAAGCCAAGUGCUACCAACACUACGGACCACCAACCUCCUUCUACAAGCGACGUCAGCUUGUCAGCAGGCAAGUCCCUUGGCGCCCUGAAAAACAAGGAUCAAUCGCCGUCCGAACGUAGUCUGAAGCUGUUCGACCCUCUCGUCAGAGUGCUCGAGCAAAUCAAGAAGGAGGGCAACCCGAAGCCCUUACGUUCGAUGGUAGCGUUGCGUCUUAUUCAGCAAGAUAAGAACGUCUUUUCGCGGGCUGGCGCGGCCAAGUGGGCCGAGUAUGCUGCCGUCGCGGAAGCUGCUGGUAUCGUAAAGCUGGGAUCUUCGGGGCAGUCCGGCUUUGAGUGGGUCACACUAAACGACAACGUCCAAUCCGCUGCAUCAUCGUCGCCUCCCACGGUUCCGAGCACUUCAUCUUCGUCAUACAGCUCUGCACCCAUUCGACAGAAGCCAGUCUCACACGGUUCAACGUCCAGCAGCUCUUCCAACGACCCUAAGCUCAAGCCGUUCCUUCCGCUGAUUGAGAUUUGCAAUCAGCACAGAUCACAGAGCAAAUCAAAACCGCUGUGCUCCUACGUUGGCAGCCAGCUUGCGAUUCUCGCUCGUCAUGGUAUCGUGGACGCCUACGCUCUCGCCGGCGUGCCCGGCUGGAGAGAGUACAUAGCUGCUGCUCAAAAAGCCGGAGUAGCACGACCUGCAUUGACAGAUCACGGAGGUGUACUUGCGGUCGAGCUGCAUCCUAGACUUUUCCACCUGCACUCGAAUCAGUUUACUGCAUACUUUAAUCGUAUCACCGAUACAGCCACUACCUCUUCGCCGUCGGUAGACAAAAAGAUGCCAACCGCCAAGCGUACCUUUGUAGACUCUGGCUCAUCAAAAAACACGUUGAAGAACGAGUUUACACUCACGGGGGCUAGCUCUGGGAAAGGUAAAGCUCUCGCCAUUCUAAAUGGUCAUGAGAUUCCACGCAUUUUUCUGCCGCUCGCCACACUGCUUCUCGAGCAGAUGGCCGAGGGACGCAGCUAUUUGACCGACUAUUUCUGUCAUUCCACCAUCAGUACUUUAAACUCUUUGGUUGCGGUGCCUGGAUUGAAAGUCAAGACCGCCGAAGAGUUCCAGGAGUAUGUCGAGGCUGCUGUGGCGGCCAAGAUUGUUACUACGGAGCCGGGAGUCAAGCCCAACGUGCGGUUUGUACGUCUUCAUCCUCGACUCGUUCGACCUGGAACCAAGACCAGCGUCACAGAUGGUGAGGAUGAAGACUCGGACGAAGCAGAGUCUUACGACCAGCCUCGAUCCAAAGCACUGGUUUCGUCAGACAACAGCAAAACGAUAGAUCAAGCCGGCGUCGUGGAAGGCCAACUGAAGCCAGCAGAUCUAGAAGCGAUUCGCAAAGAGGCGAGUCGAGUGCUAGCAUCCUUGCAGCGUUCCACAACGUCGGAAGGCACGACUGCUUCUGGAUCUGUUCACGCCGAUGACGCUAGCCGCUUUUACCCGCUUAUCGAGAGCUUUGUCGCCUUGACCAGCGAGGGCAUGACGCCGGUGACGAAAGCGAAACUCUCCAGCGAAGUCGCUAAGCGCAACCCGGGGUUCCCCGGGAUCGGCGCAUUUUACCAGUCACUAGGCUGCACUGGCUUCACCGACUACCUUCAACAAGCCAAAGAAAAAGGUUUGGUCAACAUCACCGAUUCGGAUGGUAUCCUUUUACAACCCUCAAACAUGUUGAGUGGUCUCCCCGAUCAUAUCAUUACGCUGUAG